UAGAAAUUAGUAAAACUCUGGUAUACGAUUUCCAUUAUAACGUAAUGAAGAAAUAUUUCAAAGACCGUGCACAACUGUUAUAUGGUGACACAGAUAGAUUAAUUAAUAUUUUUUAUUAAAAAAAUUUAAUGAUUUUAUUUUUUGAUUUUAUUGUUUAGAUUCAUUAGUGUACUUUAUCAUGGGUGAUGACUUUUACGCGGUGGCAAAGAAAAAUCCUGAUCUAUUGGCUAGACUUGACACUUCAGGUUUGCCGAGCAGUCACCCGUGUUAUUCAAACGCUAACAAAAAGGUGCCUGGUUUGUGGAGUGACGAAGCGCCGGGGAAAUCUAUAUUGGAGUUUAUUAGUCUAAGACCAAAAUGUUAUGGUUUUGACUUGGAGGGUAAAGAAAAAAUUAAGGCAAAAGGGAUACGUGGUCACGUUGUGAAAAAUCAUCUUACAGUCGAGGACCUGAAACGGUGUUUGUAUGCUGAAGAGGAGCCUACAGUAAGCGAAGCUCAUGCAACAGCGGCUACUUAUGGUACGAUGGUUGUAAACAACAUUCAUGAGAGAGCCGUUGACCCUUAUUGCCCCGUUGUAAAGUACCCGACUUAUACACCAUACAGAGAAAAUGUGUCAAUCAGAUCAUUUCAACACCAAAUAUACACCAUUAAGACUAUGAAAAUGACAUUAAACCGUUUAGAUGAUAAGCGGGNCAACACCGAAUAUACACCAUUAAGACUAUGA
Messenger RNA from Daktulosphaira vitifoliae (grape phylloxera), 724 nucleotides. RefSeq lists its product as uncharacterized. Bases 179 to 724 code for a protein of 181 amino acids. The transcript has a single exon. The record is from RefSeq and is a predicted model, not a curated record. NCBI's taxonomy places the organism in Eukaryota, Metazoa, Arthropoda, Insecta, Hemiptera, Phylloxeridae.